UCCUCAACGCUCUCCCUUUCUUCUCCAUUCCCUCGCCUCCACUUCUCUCUGCCUCCAACGCCAUCGCGGACAAGCACCAAGGCAAGGAAGCCCAUCAGAUCAACGAACAUCGAUCGGUCCAUGGGAAGGCGGGAAAUGAGCGGACGGCUGUCGGCCGAGUACCAGGGCCUGGAGGUGAAGGUGCCCAGCCUCUUCCGGUGCCCCAUCUCGCUGGACGUCAUGCGGUCGCCGGUGAGCCUCUGCACGGGGGUCACCUACGAGCGCGCCUCCAUCCAGCGCUGGCUCGACUCCGGGAACACCACCUGCCCGGCCACCAUGCUCCCGCUACCCUCCACGGACCUCGUCCCCAACCUCACCCUGCGCCGCCUCAUCGCGCUCUGGGCGUCCACUGCCGCGCCCCCCUCUCCCUCCUCCUCCUCAUCGUCGUCCCCGCCCGCGCCGUCCGCAGUUGGGCCCACGCCGGCCGCCGCGGCGGCUGAGCUUCUUCGCCGGGUCGCCGCGCCUGGCGCCGACCCCUGCCCCCCGCUCCGGAAGCUUGCGGCUUUCCUAAACGACGACGACGUGGACGAGUUCGACAAGAACGCGUUCGCGAGGGCGGCCGGCGCCGCGGAGACCGUGGCGUCCGUGCUCCGGCGGGCGGAGAAGGAGGAGGGCCUCGAGGCCGCGGAGGCCGCCGUGCGCGUGCUGGCCGCGAUCGCGGCGUCCGACUGCAUCGAGGAGGAGAACAAGCGGCGCGUGGCCGCGGCGCUCGCGGCCGACGCGCGGUCCACGGCCGCGUCCCUGGCGCGCGUGCUGCGGGGCGGGAGCGCGCUGGAGGCCCGCGUCGACGCGGCGCGGCUGGUGGAGUCGCUGCUCCGCAAUGCGGCGGCGCGCGCGGCGGUGGCCGAGUCCGAGCCGCUGGUCGCGGAGCUGGUCCGCCUCAUCGGCCCCGCGGACGAGAAGGGCGGCCUGGACAGGGGCGCCGUGGCGGCGGGGCUCUCGUGCCUGGCGGCCAUCGCGGCGACGCGGCGCGCCCGCGCCGAGAUGGUCCGGCUGGGCGCCGUGCCGGCGGCCGUGCGCGUCCUGUCCGCCGACGCCGGGUGCCCUGCCCAGGCGCUCCGCGUCCUGGAGGCCGCGGUGGGGUGCGCCGAGGGCCGCGCCGCGAUCUGCGAGUCUGCGGAGACCGCCGUCCCGGCGGUGGUGUCGCGGAUGAUGAAGGGCGGGAUGGGCGGCGCGGAGGCGGCCGUGUCGGUGCUGUGGGCGGUGUGCCACCGGUACCGGGACCGGCGCGCGGUGGCGGCGGCGGCGGGCUGCGAGGGCGGGCUGGCGCGGCUGCUGCUGCUGAUGCAGAGCGGGUGCUCGGCGGCGGCGCGGCAGAUGGCGUCGGAGCUGCUCAAGAUCUUCAAGGUGAACGGCAAGAGCUGCCUCGGCGGGUAUGACUCCAAGACCAGCCACAUCAUGCCGUUCUGACCGGACGGCGACCACGCGAAGCGGAUGAUGCAUGCCACGGGUGGGCGGUGGGCGGAUGGAGCAGCGGAAAUUCCUCUGUUUCUUCUUCUUCUUUUUUCCGAUUUGCAUUCUUGGUUGGGUGGAAGUUGAUAGAGGAGAAAAGAAAUUGGUUCUCGGGGAGGAAGACAAACCUGUACAUGGGUAGAGAAUUUUGGUAGAAAAAGAAGGAAUUAAGGAUGAGAAAAAUUCAGCUCCAUGGUUCGAAUCAACCCGGUUCUUGUUUGCCGUUGGCCAAA
Messenger RNA from Panicum hallii, 1724 nucleotides. RefSeq names its product U-box domain-containing protein 27. Bases 121 to 1449 code for a protein of 442 amino acids. The transcript has a single exon. Gene Ontology annotation, molecular function: ubiquitin protein ligase activity. Gene Ontology annotation, biological process: protein ubiquitination. Lineage: Eukaryota; Viridiplantae; Streptophyta; Magnoliopsida; Poales; Poaceae. The record is from RefSeq and is a predicted model, not a curated record.